AAUCUCCAUAGCUAUUCAGGUGCAUGCAUAUCAUAGCCACAUAUCCCAUCUUAAAAAUCACCCCAGGCCAUCAUCAUCAUCAAACAACAAUCUUAAUUUUUCCCAGACUAUAGCUACCAAGCUAGAAUUAAGGAAUCCCAGAAAAAAAAAAAAACAUGAGAAGUGAAGGGAUUAUGGUCUUAUUAACAACUACAGUUAUAAUGAUGUAUUUCUGCUGGAUGAUGAGCCCCAAGGAGCUAAUGUUAAUGAAUCUCCAGUCCCAUAAACUGAUUCACCAGAAACAAUUAUUUGUGCUUGCAGGGCAGAGCAACAUGCUGGGGCUAGGAGGAGUAAACAAGACAGCAAUUUUUAAUGGGGCGAAAAUCAAAGUCUGGAACGGCGUAGUGCCGCCGGAGAGCCGCGAAAAUCCGGCGGUUUUCCGGCUAAACGAGCACUGGGAAUGGGAAUUGGCGCAUGAGCCCCUCCACUAUGGAAUCAACUGCAAGAUAACGUGUGGGGUUGGGAUGGGAAUGGCAUUCGCAAAUAAGCUGUUGCAAAUGGAUCCGAAUUUUGGGGUCAUCGGAUUAGUGCCCAGCGCCGCCGGCGGGACCUCUGUCCGGAAUUGGUCCGGCGACUACGCCGAUACUCCCUACAGAGUUUUACUGGAACGGACGAGAUCUGCAGUUAAGAAAGGGGGAGCCCUUAGGGCAAUUAUAUGGUAUCAAGGCGAAGCUGAUACGAUCCAUCCUUAUAAUGCAAAGCAUUACAAGACUGGACUUGAAAAAUUUAUUCAUAGAUUACGCAAUGAUUUGCAUUUUCCUAGCCUUCCCUUCUUUCAGAUAAUUCUUCCACGAGUAAGGAAACCAUUUAGAGGGACAUUAGUAGACAAGGUGAAAAGGGCUCAACGCGACAUUAAUCUCCCCAACGUAAUCAAGAUCGAUACGGAUGGAUUGCCACUUUCAUCGGACGGCGUUCACCUAACUACGGAGGGCUACAUUCGACUAGGGUUUACGCUGGCCAACGCAUACCUAGAAACCAACUCCAAAUUAUUACAAAACAAAAAUGUCGUUUCAAUGUACAACACUUCCGAUUUUAAUAUAGCGUAGUAUUGUUUGUAUGGCUUCCAUGAGUGUCAAUUUUAUUCACCUUUCAUUAGUUUAGAUGGCAUGCAUGCAUGCAACAUAUAUCACGAAAAUAUAUACUUAAUGUUUUCUCUGUUUUGGACUUAUAUAGUUUAUUGUAAUGAAAAACAUGUUUCAUUAA
Molecule: messenger RNA, 1242 nt
Organism: Ipomoea triloba (trilobed morning glory)
Lineage: Eukaryota; Viridiplantae; Streptophyta; Magnoliopsida; Solanales; Convolvulaceae
Product: probable carbohydrate esterase At4g34215
Exons: 2
Coding region: 156-1085 (309 amino acids)
Source: RefSeq, a predicted model, not a curated record